UUAUUAAAAAAGUUAGAACGUUUUUGUAAUCUUUUUUUGUUCAAUUAAAGUUUUUUUCUAAUAAAUUAUUCAAAAAAAUACCUAUUUCUAGACUGUAACGUAAACAUUACUUUAUUAUAAUUCUUGAAAUAAUUCUUUUCAAACAAACGAAAGUACCUAAUGGGUUUUUAUUUAUCACAAAAAACUAGUGUUUUUGUUAAAAUCAUUUUUAACUAUUAUAUACGUGUAAAUUAGUUCCUGAGUUUUUUUUUGUAUAGAUUAAAAUGGAAAAAACCACUAUAGACGCGUUUGCUGUUCAACAACUCCGUGUACCUUAUUAUCAAUUUUACAUUAAAAUAAUCAACUAGUACUUUAGCUUAUGUUAAUCCAAAAAAUAUUUGCAUUAGUCAUAUUAUUGGAGGAAAAGAUACAAACGAUAUCAUGUCUGAAGUUGUAUCGUUUUCUCCCGAUAUGAUUGUGAAAACUGAAUUCAAUGUAUCUGUUGGAAACAAUGAUGAUAACUCCAAUAAUAAUUUUGAUGAAAAUGGUGAUGCAGAAAACGAUACAAGUGGUUUACAUUCCAAUUACGAUACGACUUCAGAUGGAGGAACCUCUGUUCAUCGAUGUGAUAGGUGCGAUAAUUAUGAAACACAUAAUGAAUCCAAUUUAGUGUCACAUAUAGCUACUUGCCAAGGAAAUGAAAGCAAUAAUGAUAAUGAAUCGCAAACAAAUCGUAAAUUGUUUGAAUGUGAUAUAUGUAAUAUGAAAUUUUCAAACGGAGCUAACAUGAGAAGGCAUAAAAUGCGACAUACAGGUGUUAAGCCUUACGAAUGUAAAAUAUGCCAGAAGAGAUUUUUUAGAAAGGACCAUUUAGCCGAACAUUUCACUACUCACACAAAAACAUUACCAUUUCACUGCCCAAUUUGCAAUAGAGGUUUUCAGCGUCAAAUUGCAAUGAGAGCCCAUUUUCAAAACGAACACGUAGGACAACACGACAUGGUCAAGUCUUGCCCACUUUGUAAUUUCCGUGCGAGUUCUAUGAAAAGUUUACGUGUUCACUUUUUUAACAGACAUGGAAUCGACUUGGACAAUCCUGGUGUUGGAAUGAUGAAUUCUACUUCUACAAAUAAUUUGACUGUUGACUUCAAUAGUGGCAAUAUCAGUAACAGUGGAGCAUGCAGUGACAGCGGAGAAUCAAUUAGUGGUAAUCGUUCUGAAAGCAAUGCUACGCCACCUAUGCAUUUUCUUACACCGCAUGUCGAGAUAUCUAUGGCAGAACCAAAUCCACUAGAGUGUUCGUCUUUUAUUUCCCCACCUAUUGUUGACAAUAGCGUCAAAAGAGACAAUGUUCAAAAUGCCAACAAUGAAGAGGUGGUACUCGCCGAUAACGAUUGUCCAAAUUCUCCACAGUCUACAGAUUCAAAUUCAAACUUAACCACUUUACCAAUGUUGUCAGGCAACACCAGGCAAGAAGGUGAAGUAAGUACCAUUACACCGUCUGUUUCUCUGAUACCAAUAAAACAAGAACAAGGAGAAGAACCUUCGAGAAAAAGCAAUUUAAACGCUAGCCAUAAUGGAGAAACUGAAUCGGGACGUUAUCAAUCGGCCGCAAAUUUAUCAUCAUUAAUCAAACUUUCUCCAUUAAAAUCACUACUGCGUGAUGAGUUUAAUCGAAAAAUAAAUUUAAUUAAAACACCCGAAUCAUCGCAACCACCUAAUAACGACCCAAAUUUUUGGAAAUGUAUGGCUUUUAAAAAAACACUGCAGUGUUCAUUUUGUGGUAUCGCAUUCCCCGAUCAAACCCUUUACUUCCUUCACAAAGGGUGUCACUCAGAAACAAAUCCUUGGAAAUGUAAUAUUUGCGGAGAACAAUGUAGCAACGUGUAUGAAUUCAAUUCCCAUUUGUUAAGCAAAAAUCAUCAAUGAAUAAUGUUUAGUCAUUCAUUGCUACUGAUUGCCUUUUGAAAACAAUAAAUCUCCUUCAGAAAUUGUUAAUACUAUAAUUUAAAUUUUUUUUGUGUUAACAAAAUUUUAAAACUUAUUGUUACUACAAAAAAAAUUGUGUAUUGAAGUAAUGGUUCUAUCAUUUUUGUUGGAAGUAAUUAUUUCUUUGAAACAUAAAGUUUAACCAAAAGCAUUAUAACUUCAGUAUUAUAAAAACACUGUAUAAAAAUUGGUGUUCUUAACCUGUAUCUCAAAAUAACGAGUUACCUAACAUACUGUGCUGUCAGUUUAUCUUAUUUAUUUUAUUUAUCAACUUAUUAAACAUUCUAUAUUUUAUACAAAUUUUAAAGUAUGCUAUUAUGAUUCUUUUUUUAGUAUGAAUACUUUUGUUUUAAAUUUGUAAUAAUUUGCUUGAUAUUUUUCCAUGUUUCUUUUGUAGAGUGUUUAAUGUAUUGUUUGCUACUGGAUAUUCAAACUAGUUUUUUUGACAUUAAAAUUUCUCUAAAGCGUACUUCUUUAUUUUUUUUUUUUUUUUGUUGUAAUUAUUAUUUACUUAAUUGACUAUUUAUUUUAUAUAUAAUUACAAUAGUACAAAUAUAAUUUUUCCUGGUAUGAAAGUUGUACGUUUUCAUUUAUAGUCACUAUAAAACAUAUUGGUAUUAAUAUACCUACCUAUUUUUUUUUAAAGGACAGUUGACAGUUGACAGUUUUGGGUUUUUAUGUGAUUAAUUUCAGAUUAGUUGUUUUUGUUCAAGAGUUUUCUUCUUUUUUUUUUAGUUGUAUAAAACAAUUAUUAUUAUUUAGUUUUUAAGUACCUAUUAAAGAAUUUGAUAAAAUUUAACAUUUUACAUAGUUAAUUGACUAGUAUUUAUUCAUUAUUUUUAUUAUAUGAAUGUUUAUUUUACAAACAAGUUAUCCGUCCAAUGUGCCUUGUCAGUAUGUAAAUAUAAGUAAUGUUAUUUUUUUCAUUUAAUUAUUUAAAUAAGUAUAAAAUAAGUAUUUUAUUACUUGUUAAAAUCUUAAUACCAAUAAAUAUUAAAGCAAUGAAUAAUAAUAACUAUAGAAAUGAAAUAAAUUGUAUUUUAAUGCAACUAAAGGAUUGCUCAUAAACGUAAUUUGUACUCAACACAUUAUUGUAUUAAAAUUGUUGUUUUCCUAUGUAUACAAUUUGUAUGUAGUUCACGUGAAAAUAAAUGUUAUCUUUGAGACAACACUCUUUGUAUGUUAUAAAAAAAAGUAAAACCGCUAUGCAAUUUGAUUAGUUUAAUAUAAUGUAAAUUAUAAAAUAUGUAAAUACUUAAUUUGGUCCCAAACAUUCUUUUAAGAAUAUUUAAUAGUUAAUACUACGGAUUUCAGGGUUUUAUUAAUAAUAAAUUAGGUAGCAAUUUUUUUUUUUA
Molecule: messenger RNA, 3320 nt
Organism: Adelges cooleyi (spruce gall adelgid)
Lineage: Eukaryota; Metazoa; Arthropoda; Insecta; Hemiptera; Adelgidae
Product: zinc finger protein ztf-16
Exons: 4
Coding region: 421-1905 (494 amino acids)
Biological process (GO): regulation of transcription by RNA polymerase II
Molecular function (GO): RNA polymerase II cis-regulatory region sequence-specific DNA binding; DNA-binding transcription factor activity
Source: RefSeq, a predicted model, not a curated record